Hippoglossus stenolepis (Pacific halibut) is the source of this 2712-nucleotide messenger RNA. It is a transcript of the gene cdipt, whose product is annotated as CDP-diacylglycerol--inositol 3-phosphatidyltransferase (phosphatidylinositol synthase). Gene Ontology annotation, cellular component: Golgi apparatus; membrane. The coding region runs from base 143 to 781 and encodes 212 amino acids. The record is from RefSeq and is a predicted model, not a curated record. Gene Ontology annotation, molecular function: CDP-diacylglycerol-inositol 3-phosphatidyltransferase activity. The transcript has 6 exons. Gene Ontology annotation, biological process: phosphatidylinositol biosynthetic process. Lineage: Eukaryota; Metazoa; Chordata; Actinopteri; Pleuronectiformes; Pleuronectidae.
UUCGCGGCUCGACAGACGGAAGUUGUCAUUGACACAGAAGCGACGGACGUCUUCUCGGUUUCUCCCAGAAACCAGUGAGUCGAGCGGGUAACGAGUCCGAACACUGUCCGGGGUUCGAGUCCCGACAUCCGGAGCCGCAGACAUGACGCAGGACAAUAUUUUCCUCUUCGUCCCCAAUUUAAUCGGCUAUGCCCGUGUGGUGCUGGCUCUCCUGUCCUUCUACCUGAUGCCCAUCAGUCCGUGGCCGGCGAUCUUCUGUUACCUGCUCAGUGCUCUGCUCGAUGCUUUCGAUGGCCACGCCGCUCGGGCUCUAAAUCAGUGCACAAAGUUUGGAGCCAUGUUGGACAUGUUGACGGACCGCUGUGCCACCAUGUGUCUGCUGGUCAACCUGUCCCUGCUCUACCCGUCCUACACCUUCCUGUUCCAGAUCAGCAUGUGUCUGGACAUCUCCAGCCACUGGCUGCACCUGCACAGCUCGACCAUAAAGGGAUCCACCAGCCACAAGACCAUCGACCUCUCAGGGAACCCCCUCCUGCGGAUCUACUACACCUCCAAGCCGGUGCUGUUUGUGAUGUGCCUUGGGAACGAGCUCUUCUUCUGCCUGCUCUACAUUCUUCAUCACAUCUCAGAACCUGCUGCAUGGUUCUACUGGCUGCAGGGACUCUGUGGGACCAUCUGCCUGCUGAAGUCCGGCAUCAGCCUCGUGCACCUCAUCACCGCCUCCCAGAACAUGGUCGCCCUGGACGCCGCCGAGCGAGAGGAGAGCACGAAGCUGCAGUGAGCGAGAGGCCGAGAGUUCAGCAACAAGUCCACCGCCACGGUUUAAUGUAUUACUGUUAUUGUUAUUGAGUUCAAAGGGGAACAGGAGACUCGUGGACUGUUGAUGUGGAACACUUGAAAAGUUUAUCAGACGAUCAUCAGAGAGAUUUUUAUUUUUAUGACCAAAUAUUACAACAUGAGAAAUUCCAGAUCCAGGCAGGAGAGAGGCUGACGGCUUUUAUUUGAUUAUUGACUUUCUACAGACAAACCAGAAUCAGGCUCCGCCCACAAUGAUGAGUUUCCGUAAAUUAAAACGCAUCCCUGUUGCUAUGGUUACGGCCGGCGGAGUUUUCCAGCCUCUGAACCAGAGACUUGUGUGAACUGGUCUUGUUUUAGUUUGAGAACUCUGGGUUCGUGUUUUAGAGACUUUAGUAAACGAUGACGCAGACGUUCUCUUCCUGAUUGGUUCCCAUCAGUCACAUGACUCGACUACCGGCGGUGAACACAAACACUUCCACCUCGUCGUCGCUGCUCUGACUUUUCACCAUCACUGCUCCUCCUUCAGAGGAUUUUCCGUUACUAAGCAACCAACCACAGAGACAAUCUACUUCCUGUUUACAUCACAUGGCCAGUGUACAUGUGUGUUAGUGUGGGGGGGGGAUUAUUACUGACACAUACACUGAUUUAGUGUUAAAACUAAAACAUGUCAGUGUGGGCGGAGCCUGUCAGUGUUUUCUUCUCCGAUUCAUUAGUGUAAAUUGUAACAUUUUGUUAACGUGGCCUAACUGUCACUCACAUUGUUCAUUAUGCUGCUUCGGUUUCAUUUUGAAAAUGAGACGCAUCAGAAAAAAAAUAUCAGAUUUACUCAGAAGCAGAAUUCAUAAAUGUUUCCUGUCAACAGAAAGUAAAACAGCAAUAUCACUGCUAAGUGGGAGGCGGCCCCACAGCUCACUCAGAUUCACAGCAGAUACAUUAUCAGACCCUGACAUUUACUACUUUCUAAUCUGCUUUAAUAUUCUGAAUGCAUCGUUCAUUCAUGUUUUACAGAUCCGUUAAAAACGCUCUUACAUGUCUGUUCAAACUUCAAAGUGCAGGAGAAUCGAAUCCUUCAGUCCACUACAGAAACUAUGAAAACGGAACAAAUAUCAGUGUUCGAUGUUUCUCUUUCUCUGUGAUAUGAAAGUAUUUGUGUUUGAGACAAAGUCAUUAAUAAACACAGGUUCGAUUCCUCGUAGCUUUUCUCCAGAAUCUCUCAGUUGAACCAGACGUAACCUGACGACCCUGAAAUCGCUCUUCUAACAGACCUGGGAACUGUUCCUACAAUAUUUUCUCACCUGUAUCAAGACCAUAAGUUACAAAGUGGCCCUUAAACAACCGUCGACUCCUGUAAAUAAAAAACUCCUCCUUUAUUUCCCUGUUUGUUUCACUUUUAUUCUUAAUUUUCUGUAACUUAGACCAAAAACCUGACGCCGUCUCCCUUGGACAUCAAACCAAAAUAAAAGCUCUUUGUUUCACAGGAAACGUGUUCAUGCUUCAAAAUGCCUCUUGUGAGCUCCGGGCCUCAGUUUUCAAUGUUGGAUGGUGAUUAAGUGAUGAUUGUUGCAUUUUGAUCACUUGGUGCUUUUUAUUUCUAAUGUUCUUCACUUGUUUGUUAUGUUCAGUUGAUUUAGACCCAGAGUUAUGCAGGUCAUAAGUUCCACCUCGCGUGAGGAGCACCAAGUGUCCGUGUGUGUUUCAAUCCUCAAUGUGUUCAAUUCUAAAUAUCUGCCUCUUGUUUUUCAUGAAACUUCUAGAAUGUGUGCUUCUAAGAUACAACUACAUGAACAUCAAAGCCUAUGUUAUAUUUAAAAUAUUUUAAUUGUAGUAAUACAAGUAUUUGAUGGAUAUUGAGUUUGAGGUGCAGGUCGUUUGAAUUCACUGUAAAAGCAGCUACAAAAUAAAGACAAUGAAAAU